Molecule: messenger RNA, 4063 nt
Organism: Brienomyrus brachyistius
Lineage: Eukaryota; Metazoa; Chordata; Actinopteri; Osteoglossiformes; Mormyridae
Product: macrophage colony-stimulating factor 1 receptor-like
Exons: 19
Coding region: 80-2623 (847 amino acids)
Biological process (GO): cell surface receptor protein tyrosine kinase signaling pathway; multicellular organism development; osteoclast differentiation
Cellular component (GO): CSF1-CSF1R complex; signaling receptor complex
Molecular function (GO): ATP binding; macrophage colony-stimulating factor receptor activity; cytokine binding
Source: RefSeq, a predicted model, not a curated record
CAUGUAAAACUAAUAGCCCCUGCUUGUCUCUGUAGGUCCAACCCAUCUUUUUGACCCGGGUGAUUCAGUGAGGGUGGAGAUGACGGAGGGGGACAGCUGUCUCUUGACGUGUCCACUGACGGACCCCAGGGCCACCAGUUUCUCUCUUCGCAUGCAGAACGGCAGCUCCACCCCUCCAGGCAUGAGAUACACCACGGACUCCAAGGAAGGCAUCACGAUCCACAACCUCCACCUCAGCUACAGCGCGGACUACGUCUGCAGCGCGUGGUUCCGUGGGGUCGAGAGCAUCUCCAGGAUGUUCUCGCUUGAAGUCUUUCCGAAGAUACGAAACCCGCCAAGCAUUUCCCUGGAGAAGCAUGAGUACAUACGCAUCGUUGGAGAGAGUCUGAACAUCACGUGCUACACACACAAUCCAGACUCCCUCUACCUUGUCAAAUGGGAGCACAACUCCAAAACCACAAAGGAAUGGAAGAAGGUGGACUGGGAUGAUAAGGGAACAAGAGUCGACAGAGUUUUGACUGUCCCAAGAGUAUCCAUGUCUGACACAGGGAACUUCACCUGCAGGGCCACCAACAAAGUGGGAACCAGCAGAUCCACUGCAUUCCUUCAGGUUGUAGAAAAGCCGUAUGUGCAGCUGUCCUCUGCCCUGCGUCCAGAGCUAACUCUGAAUGGCACAGCUGUGACAGUGACUGAGGGGGAGGAUGUGGAGCUGAGAGUGGCAAUCCACGCAUACCCCCCCAUAGAGGAGUGCUGCUGGACCACGCCAGGGCCUCACAACAUCUCCUGCAAAGGGCCAACGCUUCACAACAUCAGCACCAGGUAUGAGGAAUCUCUGGUGCUGGGGAGAAUGACUGCCGACGAGCAAGGCCAGUACAGCUUAUACGCUACAAACCUUCAGGUCACCCGGUCGCUCACCUUCACCAUUAAGAUCUACCAAAAGCCCGUUACUCGCGUGAGGAGGUACAACAGCACCCUGACUUGCAUCUCCUCUGGAUACCCAGCACCCGAACUGGUCUGGUACCAGUGCUCAGGCAUCAGAAAUUCGAGCUGUGGGAAUGACAGAGAGUCCCUGGAGCCCCCCCCCACGCAGACGAUGACGGCGCAGAGAAAGGACUAUGGGCCAGUGGAAGCAAGGAGCGCGCUGAGUUUGAGUGAGCCCUCCCUGGAGAGGACCUUUGAGUGUGUGGCCUCUAACGUGGUUGGAGAGAGCAGUGACAUGUUGACCCUGCACGAGCCUCCUCCAAACACUCCUCACGCCUUGUCGAAGAUGUUCAUACCCAUUCUGUCUGGAGCUGUUGGGUUGGCCGGUCUCUUCCUGCUGCUGCUGAUCAUUCUGUUUUAUAAGUACAAACAGAAACCCAGAUAUGAAAUCCGAUGGAAGAUUGUUGAGGCCUGCGAUAGCACCAGCUUUAUUGAUCCUACCCAGCUUCCGUAUAAUGAGCAUUUGGAAUUUCCCCGGGAGAAGCUGGAACUUGGAAAAAUACUGGGUGCAGGAGCUUUCGGGAAGGUGGUGGAGGCGACCGCUUACGGCCUGGAGAAGGAGGACGACAUCGUGCAGGUCGCCGUCAAGAUGCUCAAACCGAGCGCUCGCUCCGAUGAGAAGGAAGCCCUAAUGUCGGAGUUGAAGAUCUUAAGCCAUCUGGGGAGGCACGAGAACAUCGUCAAUCUGCUGGGAGCCUGCACUCAUGGAGGCCCGAUACUGGUGAUCACUGAGUACUGUUGCCACGGAGACCUUCAGAACUUCCUACGGAACAAGGCGGACACCUUUCUGAAUUUCCUCCUGAGCUUGCAAGAGAACGUAUGGGACUACAAGAACGUGCACCCUAAGAGGAUGUCGACCAAGAGUGACAGCGGAGUCUGCUCCUUACAUUCUGGGUGUAACCAGAGACCGACAUUGAUGUCGACAGGAUCUUCUCAGGGUUCCUUGUGUGAGGACGACGAUUCGGACGGCUGGCCGCUGGACAUGGACGACCUGCUGAGGUUCUCCUGCCAUGUGGCCCAAGGCCUGGAAUUCCUCGCUUCGAAAAAUUGCAUCCACAGAGACGUGGCCGCGAGGAACGUGCUCCUGACAGACUCCCGAGUGGCUAAGAUCUGUGACUUCGGCCUGGCCCGGGACAUUAUGAAUGACUCCAAUUAUGUGAUCAAAGGAAAUGCCCGCCUGCCCGUUAAAUGGAUGGCCCCGGAAAGCAUCUUCGACUGCGUGUACACUGUGCAAAGUGACGUCUGGUCCUAUGGUGUGCUGCUCUGGGAGAUAUUCUCACUGGGUAUGAACCCAUAUCCGGGAAUUCCAGUAGACAUCAAAUUCUACGAGAAGAUUAGAAACGGUUAUCAGAUGACCCAGCCAGAGUUUGCCCCCCAGGAGAUAUACGCGAUUAUAAAGAUGUGCUGGCACAUGGACCCUGGCAGACGGCCCACCUUCCAUGACAUCAUCCAGCUGAUCGAGAGGCUCCUCUGUGACCAGGCAUUGCAGCCGAUCUACCAGAAUGACCAGCAAACUGCGCUGGGCCAGCAGGCGUUGUCGUACGACUGUCCAGUGGCCUGUGGGCACCCCGGUGACCCGUCAUGUCACCAUCUACAUGAAGAUCAGCCUCUCAUGACGGCCAACAACUACCAGUUCUGCUGAGAGCUCCACCUCAGCGGUGUUCCAUAAGGUUAUGGGGUCUCUGUUCAUCACUGUGUUCAAGCUGUCCCCCUUUGCCCACCAUUAAUAUGACACGCCGCACUUAGUAGAAAUGCUCAAACUUUGGAGUAUAAAGGGAAAAAAAUAAUAGCAAAAACCACCCCUUACAGAAGCACGAGGUCACUGGUCACCUAAUUAUAUGUUCACACUUUUUAGUUUCUAAAAAGACCAAAAUGCUCUAUUGCACAAUGAUAUGGAAACGAUUUACUGCCUAUUGUUUAGUGAACUGGAACUGCAGACAUUCCAUUAUAUCUCUCUGUACAUACAGUGUUUUUUUUCAGUCGCAUUAUUGUUAUUGACAUUGUUGUCAUUUUCUGUUUGAUCUUUGUUGUCACGACGAUAUGAAGUCAAUGGCGUGAAGUAUGCCCCAAGCAUGUGACGCGUGAGUCAUGUGAUACAUUAAUCAUGUAACACGGGAGUCAUGUGACACAGGUGGGAGGAAGCUAUGAGGCCUGAGAGUGGACAGAAGACAAAAGGUGGCUGUUUCGGGAUGUAGGGAAACACAAGAAAACAAAAUCUAGCGAUACGGUUGGGUGUCAGGAUCCCGUCACCUUACUCAACCACAAAACUUCAGCACCGUCUUGUGAUGCGUAGCCAGAAAUUUAGGCUACAUUGUUAAUAUUCACCCAAAUUAUGCUCUGUGAGAUUAUUGAGAUUCUCAAUAAAGGCAAAACAUCAGCAUUAAAUUUCUGUGUGCAUAAACUGUCCGUCAUAAUUGCUUCCAAGUGACAAUUCCAGUUACACAUCUUGCAUAUUCAUGACUUGUGAUUCCCAACACAUUUGGAUAUUUACCCCAUUUUAAAGACCCCUGCUAACAAGUAAAUAACAGAUGCCAGAUAUUUGGGUUGGGGUUUACUGUGGUGGCAGCUAGUGAUAAAUGCACAUGAAUCUGCUGUGUCUUACAAAAUAACCUGCAAUGUAAAACUUCUUAGGAGUUUCUAAUUCUUCACCUUUUUUGAGGUGCUGUCGUCCUGCUCUAACCGUGCCCACGUGUCACAUGGUUUUCUUUUUUUUCCAGAAUAUUCUUACUACCUCUUUUUUGCACAUUAGAAUCAGUGUAGCAUCUGUGCAGCAUGUAGUGUCUGUUAUCUAUCCAUCAGUCAAUCAGUGAAUAAAGGACAUGGGUUUGGGUUCAAUGUUCUAUCUAUCUAUCUGUCUGUCUGUCUGUCUGUCUGUCUGUCUGUCUGUCUGUCUGUCUGUCUGUCUGUCUGUCUGUCUGUCUGUCUGUCUGUCUGGACUCAAAAACAUAACUUUAUUUUUCGCCUAUUCAGUUCUUGUGGCUGCUUUGUAAAACUGUAAUACUUAUUUCUGUAAACUGUAGACAUGAGAGAGUUAAGAUGUAACUGUAGACGUGAGAAAUAAAGUUACUUCAGAGUUAUUAUA